GCUGUUAGCACUGCUGGAUAUUUAAGGGGCAGCAUUUCAAGUCCAAAGAAGUUAUCUUUCACAGUUCAUGCACUGCUUCUUCAGCUAUUCGGACUUUGGGAACUGACUAGAAGCUAUGAACAGCGGAAUCUGUGUCUGCGUGCUGCUUGCUAUUCUCUCGACGAGCUGCCUGGGUCGUCUCUCGGCAGGGUCUGAUCAUGAAGGUAGUCCUGUGGCAGCUGAGCUGCAUCAGAGCCUCUCAGUGCACCAGAGGCAGGUGCGUGCAGCCACAUCUAAUGGCCAGGUAAAGCCUUUCCAAAUGGCAGAGGGGAACAUGGAGCAAAGAGCGAACCUCGCAGCAGUGAUGGCCAGAUAUCGCAAGCAAGCCAGGAAAGGCUCUUCUGGUAGAAACCUAGCUCUGAGCAGCAAAUCACAGACCCUGGAUCUAAACCACAGAAUAAACGACAGAGAUUACAUGGGCUGGAUGGACUUCGGACGCCGCAGCGCUGAAGAAUAUGAUUCCUACUCAUAAGGAAGAUGCCAAACAGCAACAACAAAACAACAGCAACAACAGCAAAUAAACAAAACAAAAAAAAGUGAAAAUGCGCUCAAAUUCUGUAUAGAGAAAUACAAAUACAUUUUAAUUCAUUGUCCUGGAAAUAUCACAAACUAUAUGAUCUAUUUGAUGUACAUUUGUUUGUAGAACUAUAUGAUGAAAUAUAUACAUUAUAUGCCAAGUUUUGCAGAAAAAAAUGUCUUUUUUUCAUAAUGUUAAUACUCCAUUAUUAAAACAAUUUAACUUUAAAACAAUCUCUUGUCUUGUCACCAGGAAGUUGUCAGGUGUUGCAGA
Acipenser ruthenus (sterlet) is the source of this 829-nucleotide messenger RNA. Its product is annotated as cholecystokinin-like. Gene Ontology annotation, molecular function: neuropeptide hormone activity. Gene Ontology annotation, cellular component: axon; extracellular region. The coding region runs from base 116 to 511 and encodes 131 amino acids. The transcript is spliced from 3 exons. Lineage: Eukaryota; Metazoa; Chordata; Actinopteri; Acipenseriformes; Acipenseridae. Gene Ontology annotation, biological process: digestion. The record is from RefSeq and is a predicted model, not a curated record.